UGGAUUACUGCAGUCUGUAUCAAUCAGAAUGACGACUUUGACAAGAGCAGUCAAGUCAAGCAAAUGACUGAUAUAUACAAAGCUGCAACAUCGGUCUUUGCAUGGCUUGGACCUUCCGGCGACGACAGUGAUGUUGCAGUGGAUGUUCUUGAGCGAAUUGGGGAAGCUGUCAUCAAGGCGGGGAUGGUGAACCUUAGUCGGGAAGUUAUGCCCUGCCUGAAAGCGUGA
Molecule: messenger RNA, 228 nt
Organism: Hyaloscypha bicolor E
Lineage: Eukaryota; Fungi; Ascomycota; Leotiomycetes; Helotiales; Hyaloscyphaceae
Exons: 1
Source: RefSeq, a predicted model, not a curated record